AAAAAAAUUGUUAGAGAAAUCGUUGUAAACCUGGCGUCUCUGAAAGAGUGUUUGUUAUUUAUUAAUUUAAAAAGAAUUAACUUUUAGGAAAAGGCAUGUAUGCCUUGGCUGAGAAAGUUCUUGACCCAUCAGUGCCGUUAAAGGAUAAACGGACAUACUUGGUUUCGUUGUUAUAUUAUAAACAUUUACCCGCGGAACCAGAGGAAAAUAUAAAGAUAAUUGAAGAAUUGCUUUCAUCUCCAGAAACAAGGCGAGAUGGUCUACUUUUUCUCAGAACAUCUCUUGAAAGGCAUGAAAAGCUUAAUGAAGAAAGCAUGGGAUUACGAGUGUGUGAGAUUUUAAAGGAAUCUGAUGAUUACAAUGUGAAGGAAUUGUCAUACAAGUAUUUUAACUGUGAUUGUUGAGCGUCUAUUCAAGUCUUCUCAACCUUCAGAUUCAGCUAAUGACUUUUUAUCAAUGCUUAUUCCUGUUUUAAUGACUAAAAUUAGUGAAAAUGAGUGGGCAUUAGGUGCAAUUCAAUGUUUAGCUGUAUGUUUGAAAGAAAUUCAUUUGAUUCCUCCUUCACUUAAAAAUGAAUUUGAGGAUUUUUUAUUGGAGCAAAUUGAUUGUGUAUCCACAGACAACAUUGAGGCUAUUGCUGAUUGUUAUGUUGCAUUUAUGCACUGUAUUGCGAAAGGCAGUCCAAAAUUGUAUAAAGAAGAGUGGUUGAUCCACUAUAAAAAAAUGCUUACAACUAUGCAACAAAUACUAAAUAAUUUUGUCCUCUUUAUUACGAGUGAUCAAAUGAGGAAGGUACCUCUAGAUGAAAACUUGAUAUUACCUAUGCCACCAUUAUCAGAUGAUGUGUAUAUUUCACGUUUAAGUGAGGCACGGCGAUUUGUAAACUUAUGUAAAUGCCUGGCCAAAAUGAUCAGCUCUUCUCCUGAACACCCAGUUCAUGUACCUGUACUCGAUACACUUAAUUUUGUAUCACGAAUGUUUAAUUUGCAAGAAUUAGUUCAGGGAACAUCCACAUCUGUAGAGGUAGCAGAUGUCAUAGCUCUCUUGCCUAUGAUGCAAGAUGCUGCUUUUGUUCUUUUAGAAGCGUUGAUUUUAAAAUUUGAUUUACGGGAGUGUAUCUACUUUAUAGUAACCCUUCUGGAAACAGCUAUAAAAAGUAGUACUUCGAUUACAAUCUCUGGAUUUGCCACAAGUCGAUUACGAUUCAUGACCUGGAGUAUAUUGCACAAUUUUUUGAAGCGACAUGGUGCUAGGAGUGGUAAUUUUUUUGCUAACAGAGCAGUAAUUAUAGAGGAAUUGCUGAAGGACAUUUCUGUUACAGUUCAAAGAGAGCAAACUAGUAAACCCUACCAGACCAUUCAGCAUCCAGAAAGGAAAAAUUCUAAGAAUUAUAUCAGUGGUAUAUCUUCAUGUAUUGAAGCUCUGAAAGCACUUAGAUAUUUGAUUGCAACAUCAAAAUCAUUUAUACGAAGAAAAAACUUUGAGGAAAUCCUAACUAAUGUAUUAUGCAUUUCAAAAAAAGUACAAGUUUUACAAACUUCACCAGAGUUCCCAUUUCCAUACACUGAUGAAGACUGCCGGAAACAUUUAUUACAACUGCUAAUGACUUUACUUAUCUGUAAAUAUCCCAUUCAGGCUUCAUCUGGAAUGGAAAUAAUUAAAAUUGUAGAUAAUGCUAUUUAUGAUCCAAGUAUUAAG
Messenger RNA from Stegodyphus dumicola, 1698 nucleotides. RefSeq names its product proline-, glutamic acid- and leucine-rich protein 1-like. Gene Ontology annotation, biological process: rRNA processing. Lineage: Eukaryota; Metazoa; Arthropoda; Arachnida; Araneae; Eresidae. The record is from RefSeq and is a predicted model, not a curated record. Gene Ontology annotation, cellular component: nucleus.